AUGUCAGUGGGGGCUCAUAUGAAUUUGCUGUUACCAGGAUUUGGGUUCUUGGAGAUAUCUUUUAUGCACUAUCAAAAGACAUCAGUCCAUGUCACAUUGAUGAUGUGGUAUGAAUCGGUAUCUCUGUCUUUGCUGACGACUAUCCCUGCCAUCCUUGACAACUUCGACAUCUUCAGCCACUUGCACUUCGACUUCAGAACCAAUCCCGAACCGAUCCACGCCAUCAAUCAGAUCAAGGCCCACAGCUCCAUCAUCACUAGCUUUCAUGCAACCGAAUGUAUUGAGUAUCCGCCAGAGCUCUGGAAGGAGCUUCGGCACUUGGAAUUGGACCAUGUAACCAUUCACCAGCUCCCUGUCAAUAUUCUUAGUACAGAGCACAGUGAAUAUAUUUUCUCAAAUAAACACACACUCCGUAUUGACCAUGUCAGGAUAGCCGACCUUCUGCAUUCGUACAGCGACUGGUAUUGCCUCGGGAUGCAAGCAAGGAGCUGCCCAGCAUUGUGUUCACUGGACAUUAAGGGUCACAGCCGAGAUGAAGGAGACUUCUACAAGGUAGCGCUCCUUCAGCAUCCUUGGACUCUGAAUAAUCUGUCAGACCUACGUGCCUAUAUCACAAUCGAGGGCGAGGAUAUAGCAACGCUUCUUAGACGGAUGAGUGAAAUAAAAUGGCUAUGCCUCCCUGCGUGUAAAUUCGGUCAGCUCUCUUUGCAGGAGUUGCUAGCUGACAAGCAAGAAGUGAUGGAUAAUGGACAACUAGUACGAAAGACAAGGUUUUGGAGGCUUUGUGAGACAGUUGAGACGCUGGUAUUCGUGAUAAAUAACGGUAUUGGUGGCCAGACUAUUUUAUCAAAAUGCCCACGACUGAAAAUACUGGAUGGAUUUGUAAUUACAGUAUCAGAGAUUGUCGAUGGAACAGAAUGGGUUUGUACUAGGUUAACUCGCUUGAAUAUCUAUCUUAGGGCAGAUAUUGAUCAGGAGACUGAGGGAGGGAUGGCAAAGGCACGUAUUGCGUUUAGACAACUAGGUAAACUGACUCGGCUUGAAAGUCUUGACCUAACAGGAUGGGACCCAAGGAGUCUAGAUAGACGGAGACUGGACAUGAGAUUAAGAGCAGGUCUGGAUGAACUAGCCAAUCUGAAGAGACUAAAUUGCCUAAGCUUCAGAUUUGAUCGCUGCCAGCGAAUAUAG
Molecule: messenger RNA, 1188 nt
Organism: Lobosporangium transversale
Lineage: Eukaryota; Fungi; Mortierellomycota; Mortierellomycetes; Mortierellales; Mortierellaceae
Exons: 3
Coding region: 1-1188 (395 amino acids)
Molecular function (GO): heme binding
Source: RefSeq, a predicted model, not a curated record